Messenger RNA from Papaver somniferum (opium poppy), 1382 nucleotides. Its product is annotated as transcription factor MYB1R1-like. The record is from RefSeq and is a predicted model, not a curated record. The coding region runs from base 71 to 925 and encodes 284 amino acids. The transcript has 2 exons. Gene Ontology annotation, biological process: response to gibberellin; response to ethylene; response to auxin. Gene Ontology annotation, molecular function: DNA binding. NCBI's taxonomy places the organism in Eukaryota, Viridiplantae, Streptophyta, Magnoliopsida, Ranunculales, Papaveraceae.
AAGAGUUAAAAAAAACUUACAUACAUCUGAAAUUUCAAAAUCUCAAGAAGAAGAAGAGAUUGUUAUUAAGAUGUCAAGAAAUUAUUCAGAGACUAGUGGUUGUGUACUUAAUGGUGGUGGUGGUGACGGCGGCGAUGGAUUUAUGUUAUUUGGAGUUAGAGUACUUGCAGAAGGAUCUUUUAGAAAGAGUGUUAGUCUGAAUAAUCUAUCACAAUACGAACAACUACCACAUGAAUUUGCAGCAGCUGAUCAAGAACAAAAUGCAGUUGAUCAUCAUGUACAUGCUACCGGUUAUGUUUCUGAUGAUGUUGCUGCCCGAACCCGCGAACGUAAAAGAGGGGUUCCAUGGACAGAAGAAGAACACAAACUGUUCUUAUUAGGUCUACAGAAAGUAGGAAAAGGUGAUUGGAGAGGAAUUUCAAGGAAUUUCGUGAAAACUAGAACUCCUACACAAGUUGCUAGUCAUGCUCAAAAGUAUUUUCUUCGACGAAAUAAUUUUAACCGGCGCCGGCGAAGAUCUAGUCUCUUCGACAUCACCACCGAUUCGUUUAUGGGAGAAGAAGAAACUAGUACGGUAAUUCAUCAUCAACAAAUGAAUGAAUCGGUAACUCUAGCAACAGGAAAUCUGCAUGUACAAGAAGCUUCUUCUUCUUCGAAAAUUAUCCGGCCAAAACCGGUACUUCCAAUUCCACCACCAGCAUCAAGGAUGACUAAUUUGAACUUAAAUGUAAAAUCCACAGUAAACCCAUCUUCUGUUUCUCUUAUAUUAUCAAGUAGCCCUCCUACUUCAUCAUCAUUCUCAACAACAUCUGAUUUAUCAAGGCAGUCUUCUUCAAGACAAAACUCUGCUUUCAAGAGUAUGUCGUCCUCAAGCUGCUUCAGUUCCGGUGAUACCAACAGUGGAAAUAUUAUAACUGUUGCUUAGUUGGAAUAGAAAAUGAUGAUGGUGGAUUUAUGAUGUUGUAAAGAGUAGAAUGGGAUUGGAAAGGAAGUGAUUAUUGGGCAAUGAUUUCCUUGAAUGUACAAAGAAAAUAGAAAUGGGUUGUUUUGUUUCAUUGUUAAAGAUUCUAGUUGUCUGGCCAUUGCAAGUGAUUAUCAAUAUUAUUAUGGGAUAAAAGAAGAGAAAAGGAAAGGCCAUGGGUGUAGUGUACUUGUACUGUAUUAUUGCUUUUAUUGUUCCAUAUUGGUUUAGCGGUUGCUAAAAAAGAUUAGUUCUAGAGCUAGUGUUACUGCAACUGGUGGAGGUGGAGGAGGAACCGGGGGAGCUACAAAAGUAGUAUAUGUCAUGUUCAAAUUAUUAAUAGUGCUUUGUCUUUUUUGUUUUUGUUUUUUUAGAUGAUUUUAUUAUCAUAAAUUCAUAAUGGUUUUUUCUUUUUUCUUUC